AAGACCGUUGUAUUCACACCGAUCGAAAGAAUUCAUCAGCAGGAGGUGACGUCAGAGCCCCACAGCCUACAGUCGUUGUUUUGAACAUGGAUGUUAGGUUGACAACAGAACGCCGUUUCAGACCUCCAUCAAAGUUUCUUGGAUAAAGCAUUAUCAACUUAUCUUAAUCAUAAAAAGGGGCAUCGUUUAUUGUUAUCAGUUUGAUGCAUGUCCAUUUUCGAAGGAAACGAACAUUGGCAACAGAGAAAGCGCUCAGCACCUUUUGUCAGGGAUUGUUUUUAUUCUCUCCGACAUGGACAUGCACGGGUACGACGGUAUAUUUUUGGUGAAAAGACUGUUUAACAGUGGCGUGUUUGAAAUGUCGAACAUGUCUGACAUUACAAAGGCAAAUCCCCACGGAUGCGACAACGGAGCUCUAACCAACAGAUUCGGCGUAUUGAUCCAGGGACUGCUCGCUGUAGUGGCUUUCAGCACUUUAAUGCUGAAGAGGUUCCGGGAGCCUGUAGGGAUCAGAAGGCCUUGGAGGAUCUGGUUCUUCGACACGUCCAAGCAGGCUAUCGGCGCUCUGUUCAUCCACUUCGCCAACGUUUUCCUCUCCACCCUCACUGAGGAGGACUCCUGCUCCUUGUAUCUGAUGAACUUCCUCCUGGAUGCUACCCUGGGGAUGCUGGUGAUCUGGGCGGGGGUGAAGGUGGUGUCGAAGGUGGUGGAGCACAAGCAGUACACGCUGCUCAUCUUUGGAGAAUACGGGGACCCACCCCAGGCGGCAGCAUGGCUCGGCCAGUGUUGUGUUUACCUGCUCAUCAUGGUGCUGGAGAAGAGCAUGGUCAGUGUGGUGCUCCUCAUCCCUGGUUGGACAAAGCUGCAGGAGGUGCUGCUGGACUACAUCCCCAGCCCCCAGCUGGAGCUGCUGCUGGUCAUGCUCGUCGUGCCCUUCAUUGUCAACUCCAUCAUGUUCUGGGUGGUGGACAGUCUGAUGAUGAGGAAGUACAAGAGCCUGAAGAGCCUGGACGACAACUGUGGAUCCCCGGAGAAGGCUGAAGGAUCGCCGUGGGUUACAGACGAGGAGUCAAGGGUCCUGCUGACGGUAGACACAGACGACCCAUCUGAGGAAGAGGAGGCAGGUCUCAGACAAGACUCCGACUUAACCCCCCAGGGAGGGUCUAUGGUACCAGGCUGGGUGGAGGUGUAGCCCUGGAACCCCCCCCCCCCCCCCCCCCCACACACACACACACAGAACCAAGCACAGACAGUCCCCGUCCAAGACAUCUGUCCACUUACAGUAGACCAGGGGGACAUCUGUCCGCUUACAGUAGACCAGGGGGACUUCUGUCCACUUACAGUAGACCAGGGGGACAUCUGUCCACUUACAGUAGACCAGGGGGACAUCUGUCAACUUACAGUAGACCAGGAGGACAUCUGUCCACUUACAGUAGACCAGGGGAUUUUGGAGGCAAAGAUGAGCUGAAGAGCUCCUUCAAAACAUAUCCUCUUCCAAAGACCACAAGAUCGUUAGAUGAAUACUGUGGUAUUUUUUUUUUCUUUUUAUGAUGAUGAAUCUGUCUUCAAACCCAACCUUCCUUCCUUUUAAAUGGUCUGUAAUUUCUCUCACAUGGGUGUCCUGGGGCCCAGUACACUGUGUCAACAUCUAGCUUCUCUCACCAGAGAGAACACUCGUAGGAUAGGUGUCAGCCAUCGCUUUCUCUUAUGUUCCUUCAGGUCAGUGAACUUAGAGAGAAGAUAUUUCUAACAAACACGCUUGUAAACGUGGUCCUCAAUGGGCUAUUUCUGCAGGUGGGGAAAUAUAAGGGACCACCUGACUAUAUUCCUGAAUCUAGGAUGGUUUGGGGUUUAUUCAACUAUUUGAUCGAAGAGAUAUGUGUUUCUGCAAUGCACAAUGGAGUGUGGACCAAAAUAUUUAUUAAAACUUGAGUGAUCUGAUGUAUUUAUUUGUUUUGUGUGUAUUUUACACACUUCAAUGUAUAGACUUAAUCAUUCCAUAAAGUGUGAUCAGUUGUGAAAUAUGUAAGGUAAUGAUCUCAUGGUUUUUUGCCAACACAGUAUUCACUCAGUGAGAGACAGACUGUUCAGGAUUAAUCUGAAAAACCCAAAGUAUUUAUUUUUGCAAAUAUAAAACAGUUUGUGCUUCAAUCUAAGUACCACUAUCUUUGUUAUGUGUUUGUUACAUUUUGGUCCAUUUAUUUCUGUUAGGUUUUCUGUUUGGAUUUAGAACCAUUCAUGUGAGGACCAGUACCACUACACAAUGUUUACACUUGGUGACUUCUAGCUAAUCUGUUUCAAUCUUUUUGUAUUUU
Messenger RNA from Osmerus eperlanus (European smelt), 2315 nucleotides. It is a transcript of the gene tmem110l, whose product is annotated as transmembrane protein 110, like. Lineage: Eukaryota; Metazoa; Chordata; Actinopteri; Osmeriformes; Osmeridae. Gene Ontology annotation, cellular component: membrane. The transcript has 8 exons. The coding region runs from base 293 to 1192 and encodes 299 amino acids. The record is from RefSeq and is a predicted model, not a curated record.